Rhagoletis zephyria (snowberry fruit fly) is the source of this 726-nucleotide messenger RNA. RefSeq lists its product as uncharacterized. The record is from RefSeq and is a predicted model, not a curated record. NCBI's taxonomy places the organism in Eukaryota, Metazoa, Arthropoda, Insecta, Diptera, Tephritidae.
CCCAACGCAUUAACAUGCGUUAAAUUACUACGAACGCGUGUGCGCAAGCUGUGUAUACACUCGCGGGUGGUGUGGUGCACUCGCGUCUGCGUCUACUGCAGCAUACGUUGCGGAUUUGUUUACAUGCAUUUGUUUUUGUAUAUAUGUGCAAAAUUGUAGCCAAUCAGUAACGCGCCAAAUUGUGUGCAUACUUGUUUACGUGCCUCCUGCCAGCUGAGUGCGCGCUUUUUUUUUUCAGUGAUACAGAAGUUCAUCGAUAUUUGUUUAUAUUUUGAUGACGUUGCGCAGUCACAAGCGGCAGCUUCAGCGUCGGCGCCGACAACACUGUAUGAUUCUAAUUUGAAUUGCAAAAAUUCAAUCAGUAUUGUUUUUGUUUGUUUUGAUUUGGUGCGCGCGAAUUAGUGAACAAUUAUUUUUUGUUUGUUUGAUGAUAUGAAAUUUCAAUACCCGAUGUUUUCGGCGACCAACACAAAAAUUAAGUUACCCAGUGAUGCCACUGCGCCCACUUUGCGUUGCCUUUUAAAUGGUCCUUUUCGUGAGCUGCACUUUGCUGCCACAGACCAUCGUAUCACACCCGUACACGACAUCGUCUUCCUCGAUGAAGUCGAUCCAGCAAUAACGCCGCUGAAUUAUCGCCCGAUAGCAACGUCUCCAGUAGCAACGUCACCAGAUGGAACAAAUGGAUUCAAUGGCACCAACGGAUUGGAUACCAGCAGCAACGGGUAA